AUGCCUUCCCUCCGCACAGUCCUCGCCUCUCUUCUCCUGGCAGCUUCCACAGCCUCUGCCACCGGCAUCAACGACUUCUCCUGCACCUCAGACUCCAACCCCGUCGUUCUCCUCCACGGCCUGGGCGCCACGUACUACGAGGACCUGAACUUUCUACAAUACUGGCUCCAAAACCAAGGCUACUGCACAUACUCCCUGACCUACGGCGCCUACGAUGGCUUCCCGUUCGUCGGCGGCCUAAAGCCCAUCAACGAGUCCGCCCCCGAGAUCGCCGCCUACAUCAAAGAAGUCGUCCAAAAGACGGGCAAAAGUAAAGUGGAUCUGAUCGGCCACUCUGAGGGCGCAUUCCAGUCCCUCUACGUACCCAAGUUCGAGGGCGUCAGUGGGUUAAUCGAUAAAAUUGCUUCGAUCGCACCGCCCACCCACGCGACUACCUUUGCUGGAAUCUACGAGCUGGCCUACCUGUUCGGCAAUGCGUCGCGCGCUGCAGUCGGCGACGUCUUGGAUGCUGUGGGUUGCGGUGCAUGCGACGACCUGGGCCCCGAUGGUGCGGCCAUCAACCGGUUGAAUGACGGUACGCCCAUCGUGCAGGAAGGCAACAAAGUGACCAUCAUCGCGUCCAAGUACGAUGAGCUGGUUACUCCCCCCACGACGUCUUUCGUCAAUGAGGACGGCGUUGCGAAUCGCUGGAUUCAGGAUACUUGCCCACUGGACCCGGUUGGACAUAUCGGCGAGGCGUAUGAUCUGAAUGUGUGGAAUCUGGUGAAGAAUGUGCUGGAUGAUACGCCCGAUCGCAAGUUUGUGUGUCUGCUUGGGUCGCCUGGCAAGGCUUAG
Molecule: messenger RNA, 834 nt
Organism: Penicillium daleae
Lineage: Eukaryota; Fungi; Ascomycota; Eurotiomycetes; Eurotiales; Aspergillaceae
Product: lipase family alpha/beta hydrolase
Exons: 1
Coding region: 1-834 (277 amino acids)
Biological process (GO): lipid catabolic process
Molecular function (GO): lipase activity
Source: RefSeq, a predicted model, not a curated record